Messenger RNA from Sorex araneus (European shrew), 5275 nucleotides. It is a transcript of the gene FMO5, whose product is annotated as flavin containing dimethylaniline monoxygenase 5. Lineage: Eukaryota; Metazoa; Chordata; Mammalia; Eulipotyphla; Soricidae. Gene Ontology annotation, molecular function: N,N-dimethylaniline monooxygenase activity; NADP binding; flavin adenine dinucleotide binding. The transcript has 9 exons. The coding region runs from base 370 to 1971 and encodes 533 amino acids. The record is from RefSeq and is a predicted model, not a curated record.
GAAUGGGUAGCUGGUCCGAAGCUAAAGUCACUGGGCACUUCCUCUGGAAAGCAGAGAUCGUGGGCUGAAGAUUUCGAAAGCAGGUUUGACCCACGUUUUUCUGCCCCUGGAGAAGGAAGGAGGCGCUGGGUACAGGGGGUGCCGCAGAAAGGGGUGGAGUGGAGUAGCCCCGCCCAUUGGCUGUUUGCCCGCUGUUGCUUUAAACCUCUCGAUAAAAACAAUUAAAAGUGCAGGGGAGAUUCCAGAUCCUUGCAGAAGGGAUCAGCUCCCGGCUGCUGAGUAGUGAAGCCCGCGACCACAGCAAAACUCUCAGCUCUGAACCUGGCAAGUGACCUGUCCCUGUCGCUGAAGGGGAGGACCUCCGGAACCAUGACCCCGAAAAGAAUUGCUGUGAUUGGCGGAGGGGUGAGCGGGCUCAGUUCUAUCAAGUGCUGCUUGGAGGAAGGCUUGGAGCCCGUCUGCUUUGAAAGAUCCGAUGACAUCGGAGGGCUCUGGAGGUUCCAGGAAAAUCGUGAAGAAGGAAGGGCCAGUAUUUACAAAUCAGUGAUCAUCAACACGUCUAAAGAGAUGAUGUGCUUCAGUGACUACCCCAUCCCCGACCAUUUCCCUAACUUCAUGCACAACUCCCAGGUCCUGGAGUACUUCAGGAUGUAUGUGAAAGAAUUUGGCCUCCUCAAAUAUAUCCGUUUUAAGACCUCUGUGUGUAGUGUGAAGAAGAGACCCGAUUUCUCCACUUCGGGUCAGUGGGAGGUGGUUACGGAAUGUGAAGGGAAAACAGAGGCGAGUGUCUUCGAUGGAGUCAUGGUCUGCACCGGCCAUCACACGGAUGCUUACCUGCCUUUGGAAAACUUCCCUGGGAUCGAGAAGUUCAAGGGACAGUACCUCCAUAGUCGAGACUAUAAGAACCCACUCUGCUUCACUGGGAAGAGAGUCAUUGUCGUUGGCAUUGGGAAUUCUGGAGUGGAUCUGGCUGUGGAGAUCAGCCACAGAGCCAACCAGGUAUUCCUCAGCACUAGAAGAGGGGCCUGGAUCCUGAAUCGUGUAGGGGAUAACGGAUAUCCCACGGAUGUGCUAUUGUCUUCUCGAUUUAAGUAUUUUAUGCAGAGGAUUUUUGGUGAAUCAUUAGCAAACUCUGUAUUGGAAAAAAAGUUGAACCAAAGAUUUGACCAUGCGAUGUUUGGCGUGAAGCCUAAACACAGAGCUCUGAGUCAGCAUCCAACAGUAAAUGAUGACCUGCCAAAUCGUAUCCUUUCUGGGAGGGUGAAGGUGAAAGGAAACGUGAAGGAGUUCACAGAAACAGCUGCCGUAUUUGAAGAUGGUUCCAGAGAGGAUGACAUUGAUGCUGUUGUCUUUGCCACGGGCUAUAGCUUUGCCUUUCCCUUUCUUGAAGAUUCUGUCAAAGUAGUCAAAAACAAGAUAUCCCUGUAUAAAAAUGUCUUCCCUCCUACCCUGGAAAAGCCCACCCUUGCAAUCAUAGGCUUAGUCCAGCCCCUGGGUGCCAUUAUGCCCAUUUCAGAACUCCAAGGACGCUGGGCCACACAGGUAUUUAAAGGGCUAAAAACAUUGCCCUCAAAAAGCGAAAUGAUGUCAGAAAUAGCUAAGACUCAAGAGCAACUUGCAAAAAGGUACGUGGAGAGCCAACGCCACACCAUCCAGGUAGACUAUGUAGAUACCAUGGAAGACCUUGCUGAGCUGGUGGGUGUCAAGCCCAACCUGCUGUCUCUGGCCUUGACUGACCCCAGAUUGGCUCUAGAGUUACUAACGGGACCCUGUACUCCAAUCCAUUAUCGUCUGCAAGGCCCCGGGAAAUGGCACGGAGCUCGAAAAGCUAUCCUCACCACCGAUGAACGCAUCAGGAAGCCUAUGAUGACGAGAAAAAUUGAAAGCACCGCUUCUGCAGCUCCAACCAUCACCAUGGCCAGGUUGAUGCUGGCUGUCAUUUUCUUUGCUGUGUUUUUGGCCUACUUGUAGCCAUCUCACUGCUGCUCCUCUGGUUUUCCUGGGAGAACAGGAUGUAGAGAUCAAUGUCCUCAGACUUCUAGAGUCUGAGAACAUUGAAAGGCUCUAGUUUAUAUCACCCAGAAAUCAAUUUUUGUUUCUCUUUCCAAAGUAAUGGUCCUCUUUCCUGUUCUCUCUCUCUCUCUCUCUCUCUCUCUCUCUCUCUUUCUCUCUCUCUCUCUCUCUCUCUCUCUCUCUCUCACACACACACACACACAUUCAUAUUAACUCACCUCCUUUCCUAUGUCCCAUCACUCUGUCUUUCCAGUAGCAUCUGAACUCUGGACUUAGGUAUUCUCCUAGUCCUCUCUGUGUGUGCUCUUCACAGAGCUAUUGGCAUGUGAUGGGUGCUUAGCACAUGCUUCUUGUUGUUUAUCACAUAUAAUGGUGGGUGACCACCUGUACGGGCAGGGAGGUUCCGUGAAACUCAGAUUCUGACAGGAUUCAGUAUAGCAUGCAUGUGGUUCCCCAUGCACUGCCAGAAGUAAGCCCUAAGCCCAGAGCUAGGAGUAGCUCCAGCACCCCAGCACCUCUGAUUAUGUUCAGUCAUCCCCCCUGCCACUUCAUACCCUGCCCUGCAUAAAAAAUUUGAUUUUCUUCUACUUAGAGGCUCAAUCUAUUUUUAUGCUAUUAUUAUAACUAAAAGUUCAUUUGCUGAAGAGAAAAGAAAAAUAAUGGCAUAACAGUUGUAUAUAUCAAAUAUAUACAUAUCUGAUAAAAAUAUCAAUAUUUACUUAAGCACUUUGUUUUACUACCUGUUCACUAACAUCUUAUAGCUGGUCACUUCCCUGCUCUUUUCUAAACUAACACUAUUUUUCUCAAUGAAGACAGUACUUGCCAUUUCCUAGGCACAUUAGUUAUUCUAAUAGUCUGGCAUCUGCCAAUAGGAUCAGCUUGUUAAGCAUAUUUGGAUUUUAACUGUCCAAUCUUUUUUGACCUCUUUGUUCCCUUGUUAGUACAAAAAGACCUUGCUGAAGGAACCUGAUAACUAGCUGCCAACUGUUGUAAUGGGCCCUACAAAUGUCACUUGAUUUGUCUCCUCUCAUAUCUGUUUUCUCUCUUGCUCCCUCUCCCAAUUAGAGUUUUAAAUGCUGAGUUAUUUGAAGGGCUGGGAAUGUCACUUAGAACCAGAGCACUUGCUUUGCCUGGAUUUGAUCCUGGCACCAAAACCCAAAAAGAAGUAUUGGAAGAAAUUGUCUCAGUAUUCAAUUAGAAUUGGUAUUGAAGGUCUGGGGCAAUAGCACAGCGGAUAGGGCGUUUGCCUUGCACGCGGCCGACCUGGGUUCAAAUCCCAGCAUCCCAUAUGGUCCCCUGAGCACCGCCAGGGGUGAUUCCUGAGUGCAUGAGCCAGGAGUGACCCCUGUGCAUUGCUGGGUGUGACCCAAAAAGGAAAAAAAAAAAAGAAUUGGUAUUGAUUAUAUAUAGACAUUGUGCUUGUCCUGAUCUCAUACAACAUAGCACAGAAAAACAGAGCAAAUGAGUGAAGAAUCAGGUACUGCCCCUGCUUCCUCCUUUGUGCCCGUUGGCUCUGUUCUUAUCUCACAGAGAAGGUAACUGGUAGCUUCCAGACACACUAAACUACAAGAGGAAAGGUACAAGAUGUAUCACCAGGUGUCAGUUCAAAAAUAGCUGGCAUGCAAUGCAUUUUGGUUUGCUUAUCCUGACAAAGGAUAAAUUUGAGUGAUUAAAAGAACAUUAGAACAUAUUGUCUUUCCCAAUAUAAAUAUCUGUUAGACAACCAGAAAUGAGAAGACCGCAAUUUCCUCUUAGUUGUGUAACUCUCUGGGUAAUUGCUAGCCAUUUCAUCUAAUUUGCCGGUGUGGCCUUUUGAGAAUUAGAGAAUUAAGAUUUUGUACUGCUUCUUAGUCUUUCCCUAAUCUUUGUGAUACUGGGGGCGUAGCAGCUCUUAAAGUGGAUCUGUUAUCUUCUAAUCUACAAAUCACUCUAGUUCAAAAGUAAAUCUGGUGGGCUGGAGCUAUAGCACAGUGGAUAAGGCACUUGCCUUGCAUGUGGCUAAGCCGGGUUCAACCCCCAGCAUAUCAUAUGGUCCCUUGGGUGAUUCCUGAGUGCAGAGCCAGAGUAACCUCUGAGCAUCACCGAGUAUGGUCAACAGGCCUCAGCUGGGUCAUCUAGGUUAGCAUCCACAGUGCAGUCUUGCUAGGCACAUGCCCAGGGGAUGUGAAGGAUUCUCAUCUCCGUGCUUUUCUUCCCCAUAAUACUAAUCUUGAGGAUAUCCUCAGACAAACCCAAGUUUAGGAUUAUGGUACGCAGUAUACCUACCUGCGUCUGAACAUUCAUGAUCAUCCAAGGGGGAAAAAAAGGAAAGUUUGAAAAAUGUGUUAAUAUAUAUAUAUUUUUAAAGAACACCUGAGGGCUAGAGCAAUAGCACAGUGGGUAGGGCAUUUGCCUUGCGCAUGGCCGACCCAGGUUCGAGUCCCAGCAUCCCAUAUGGUCCCCUGGGCACCGCCAGCAGUAAUUCCUGAGUGCAUGAUCCAGGAGUAACACCUGUGCAUUGCCGGGUGUGACCCAAAAAGCAAAUAAUAAUAAUAAUAAUAAUAAUAAUACUAACAAUAAUAAUAAUAUCACCUGAGGGAUGGGGGGAAACACGUGGCUCUGUGCCCAGUGGCCCUGGUGCUCUGGUACCCUCAGGUCCCAGCACUGAAUCCACCUGGUUGGCCAAGUAUCCUAGGGAUGACACCCAAACAUGCUUGGGAGUCCCCGAAUAAAUGUCUCAUGAGCACUAGCAUUGUGCAUCCAUUGUGCAUUCAGAUAGGGAAGUCCCCCCAAAACAAACAUGUUAUGUUAUAAAGGAACCUAAGCAGUUCUGACAGUUAAGUAUAAUGUACCUGGGAUGAGAUUCUGGAUCAUUAAAGUGAUAUUUUUCAACUAUGGGUCUAGGUUAAAAUGGUAUUAACAUAAACAUUAAAGAAAUAUUAGCAAAGUAUGGGUUUGGGUUUUAAAUGAUGUCCCAAUAUUGGUUUAUUAAUUGUGUCAAAUGUAUCAGAGUCACACAAGAUAUUAACAAUAUAGGAUAUUGUGCUUGGGAAUGUACAGGAACUCCAUCUUAACAACUUUUCUUCAAUCAAAACUAUUCUAUAAUUUAACAGUUAUUUUUAAUUUUUUUGGCUGAGAAUUUGAUCCAAAGCCACAGUCUAAUGGAAUUUUCUCAGAGGAAGAAUGAUAUUGGACUGCAUUGUUCAUGGAAGUUAUUAUAUUUUCUUCUUGAUUAACUCUUCAAAUUAAGUAGCUUUAAUAAAGCAUAUUGUGAUUUACUAUA